Molecule: messenger RNA, 1269 nt
Organism: Penicillium malachiteum
Lineage: Eukaryota; Fungi; Ascomycota; Eurotiomycetes; Eurotiales; Aspergillaceae
Product: GPI-anchored transamidase subunit GAB1
Exons: 5
Coding region: 1-1269 (422 amino acids)
Biological process (GO): attachment of GPI anchor to protein; protein localization to cell surface
Cellular component (GO): GPI-anchor transamidase complex; membrane
Source: RefSeq, a predicted model, not a curated record
AUGGCCGUGGACCGACGCAAAAUCGCUGUGUUCGGUGCGGCCUUUGUGUUGCGACUCCUUCUUGUCUGUUUAUUUCCUUCAUUACCUGAUCUGUUGACAGGCCGAGUGGAGGUCUCGACUCCGGUCAAUAGCUUCAAGCGACUGCAAGAGGGUCUAUUUCUCUAUAUUCGAAAUGUCUCGCCUUAUGAUGGCGGUGUUUUCCACCAGGCACCGUUCCUCCUCCCCUUAUUCGCUUUACUCCCGGACGUGCAAACAAGUCCUUUUCCUACAGCAAUUUUCUAUUUCCUCGUCGAUCUAGUAAACGCCCAUGCGUUGAUUACCAUUUCGGAGUCGGGUCAAUCGGUCCAAGCCCGGCUGCACUCUGCGAUGAGGAAGCAUAUCCGAUGGGACGGUGUGUCCAUUGCAGCUUGGUUUUUGUUUAAUCCUUUUACAAUUGCCACCUGCCUGGCCCGAUCGACGAGUGUAUUCACCACAACCGGAAUUCUUUACGCCAUUUCGAACGCCGUCGAUGGAAAUAGCAUAAAUGCAAUCCUUGCCCUUGGAUUUGCGUCCUACCUGUCUCUCUACCCAGCACUGUUGUUCAUCCCAUUGGUGCUACUCUGCUACGACCAGAAAACUCAAUUAUCGAAAGCUCCCAAUGCUGUGGUUUUCUUCCUGCAGCAUGGCGCGAUACUGCUAGGUAGUGUUGUCGGCCUACUCGGAUUUUCAUGGCUCAUUACUGGAAAUUUCUGGGAGUUCAUGUCCGCAACCUAUGGUUUCCAUCUGCUGGUUCCAGACCUGACCCCAAAUGUGGGUCUUUGGUGGUACUUCUUCAUUGAGAUGUUCGACUCCUUCCGGGAGUUCUUCAUCGGGGUCUUCUGGCUUCACCUGGCUGCCUAUGUUGGCGGCUUCACUGCACGACUCCGAAGACAGCCCUUAUUCAUUAUCACAUCGCUCCUAGGCGUCUUCGCGAUCUUCAAGCCGUAUCCUACCAUUUCCGACGCAUCCCUCUACUUCGCACUGCUACCUUUGUACCGGCAUCUCUUCCCCCUGAUGCGAUAUACCUUUUUCGCGAUCUCCGCACUCCUCUAUUCUACUCUUCUAGGACCCGCUUUUUACCACUUGUGGAUCUAUGCGGGAUCUGGCAACGCCAACUUUUUCUAUGCAAUUACUCUGGUCUGGAGUCUUGGACUGUCAAUCCUAUUAGCUGACAGUAUAUUUGCAGCUCUCCGGGAUGAGUGGGAGCAGGCCAACCCAGAGUCACAAGGAAAAGAGGUAAAGCAAAUAUAG